CUGACAACUUCGCAAUUUUUUGUCCGCAUUCUUUCGGCUUGCAAUCUUUCGCUGGUCCAACAAUAAUUUAGUGACUUUUUUAUUUACGUAGCAGUCGGAAACGUCAAUCAUAAAAUAAAAAGACUACAUUACAGCCCAUCACAACACACAUUUAGGACUUCUACAAUCAUCAAACGAGCGAAAAAGAGUAAAGAAGGCGUGCACCCCUCCCCCGCCAUUAAAAUUCCCCCUCGCGGGUAAUCAACAUUAUUCCUGAUUGGUUCUUUAUGUUCGGCUUUGGUUUCAACUUUGACGGCGGCAAGUUGGCCAGACUGUCGGAAAAUCGAGGCUGUAAACAGGUGUUUUUCAAACGAAAUGAGGUAGCAGAGGGGAGUUAAGCUGAAAUUUACUGAAACAACACAGCGAGACGGCAGAAUUUUGUUCACACGGAUUGUACCUCGGUAGUCGAAAGCAGCGGACCAUUGAGUUUGUUUACAUGUCAAGUGUGCCGGUCGUCAGCCGUCAGUGAAAUCAGUGCCUUCUUGAUCCAAUGUGUGUGAAAAUAUGCCGUUUGUGUUUAGUUUCUUCAACGCCAGUUUGAUGUUUCCUGAAAAAUGAAAUGUGAGGUUAGGAACAAGUAAAGCUAGAGGAUGCCUCAUCAGUAUGGCUUGCCGGGCAUUGCCCACGCUCAGUCACCUCCAACUCCUCCUCCUCAGCAUGGAGCGAUGUACCCCCGUUUUUCGGGGGCCGUUGUACCGGGGGGCUACCGCGGGGAAGACAAGCGCCUUACUAGGGAGGCCAUGGAAAGAUACCUCAGGGAAAGAUCAGACAUGGUCAUCAUCAUAUUGCAUGCUAAAGUCGCUCAGAAGUCUUAUGGCAACGAAAAGAGGUUUUUCUGCCCUCCUCCAUGUAUUUAUCUUUUUGGAGAUGGUUGGCGGCUACGGCAGGAACAGAUGCUUCGAGAAGGUGAAUCUGAACAAGCAUCACAACUCUGUGCGUUUAUUGGUAUAGGAAACUCUGACCAGGAUAUGCAGCAACUGGACUUGAACAAUGGCAAACAAUACUGUGCAGCAAAGACUCUUUACAUAUCAGACUCUGAUAAACGUAAGCACUUCAUGCUGAGUGUGAAAAUGUUCUAUGGUUCUGGCCAUGAUAUUGGUGUGUUUCACAGCAAACGGAUCAAAGUGAUUUCAAAACCGUCCAAGAAAAAGCAGAGUUUGAAGAAUGCUGAUCUGUGUAUAGCAAGUGGUACAAAAGUAGCUCUGUUCAAUAGGUUAAGAUCACAGACUGUGUCAACAAGAUAUUUACAUGUGGAAAAUGGACAUUUUCAUGCUAGUUCUACUCAGUGGGGUGCCUUCACAAUUCAUCUGCUUGAUGAUAAUGAGUCUGAAAGUGAAGAGUUCCAAGUUAGGGAUGGAUAUAUUCACUAUGGAUCUACAGUUAAGCUAGUCUGCUCUGUCACAGGAAUGGCCCUUCCUCGGCUCAUAAUCAGGAAGGUGGACAAACAGCAAGCGCUUCUAGAAGCUGAUGAUCCAGUUUCUCAGCUUCACAAGUGUGCCUUCUAUAUGAAGGAUACAGAACGGAUGUACCUUUGCCUUAGUCAAGAGAGAAUCAUCCAGUUUCAAGCUACACCCUGUCCUAAGGAACCAAAUAAGGAGAUGAUCAAUGACGGAGCAUGUUGGACAAUCAUCUCCACAGACAAGGCUGAGUACCAGUUUUAUGAAGGUAUGGGACCAGUGAGGAACCCAGUGACUCCAGUGCCAGUGGUGCAUAGUUUACAUUUAAAUGGAGGGGGAGACGUGGCAAUGUUGGAAUUGACUGGUGACAACUUUUCACCAUCUCUGCAAGUUUGGUUUGGAGAUGUAGAAGCAGAGACCAUGUAUAGAUGUCAAGAAAGCAUGCUCUGCGUAGUACCAGACAUCUCCCAGUUCCGCGGCGAGUGGCUAUGGGUACGUCAACCAACCCAAGUACCCGUUUCCUUGGUCCGAAACGACGGUAUCAUCUACGCCACUGGAUUGACCUUCACGUACACCCCUGAACCAGGCCCCAGGCCACACUGCCCCCCUGCGGAUGAGAUCAUGAGGCAAGGUCGUACCAGUGGUGGAAGCAGUACCACAGGGCAACAGCAUCACCAGCAGGUGGUGCAAAAUGAUGCGCAUGCGCAGCAACAGGUGUGGCAUCACCAGGCGAUGCACUAGGAAGGCAUUGGGCGCGGUGGACAUCAUCUUCAGCAGGUAUGGCUAUUCUAUAUGAUGUUCUGAGUGUUAAGUAGAUGGCGCCACCAGGUGAUGCACUAGAAAGUCGUGGAACUCGAUGGACAUCGUCUUCAGCAGGUAUGGCUUCACUAGGUGAUGUUCUAACUGUCAAGUGGAAGGCAUGACCAGGGUAUAGCUUCAGUAGGUAAUGCUCUAGGUGUUAAGUGGAAGGCGUCACCAGGGGUGGACUAUGAAGUCGUGAGACUCGGUGGAUAUCGUCUUCACGUAUAGUACCUCUAAGUGAUAGACUAGGUGCUAGAUGGGUUGCACUUUCAACAGCAAGUGUGGCCGUGGUUCUAUUACUUAUCAAAUAAAGAACUGUAUUCUUUAAUGCUUCCUUGAUAGACAUACUGUACAGUAUUUAGAAUUUCAGAUUGCAAAAUCUGAGAUCAAACAGAUGACUACAAAUGCCUUAUAAAUUUGGAAUGCAAUAAAAUCUGUUUAGUUUGUAAGUAUAGAAUUAUUCCCUCUUUCUGUGAGGGAACAUAGAAAUACAAUAUAUAUCUCAAUAUAUAUUAUGAUUUUAUUUAUUUAUUUCAACUCGAUAUAAUGAAGACUAAAUUCUCUCUAUUAGUUAUUUUUCAUUUUAUUUUGUUUAUUGUGAUAUGUCUGAGAGUUUUAGCAAGUUUUUUAAUGAUAGUGAGAGUUUGUAUAUAAAUAGUUUGUGCAAAAUAGAUUUUAUGAGACACCAAAGUACAGUUAGGUAUAAAACAUUGAGAAUGUUGAGCUUCAACUUCAUUUACAAGGUAGGUGAUAACCAUUCUGUAGUGACUCAAAGCAGUAUUUUUAUUCAUUUUAUAAAUGAUUUUACUGAUCUUUCCGGUUGAAUCUAGAAAUCUCAAUUGCAAAUUGUAAUUGUUUAAAGUUUGUAAACAAUGUAGAUGUUUCAAAACUUUCAUUUCAGACAUCCAUUGUCUAUAUAAUUCUUGAAGUCCAAAAUUGUAUAGACAUUGGAAGUUCGAAAUAAAACUUUUAAAAAUUGGUUUUCAAUCUGUAAAGGACAAUGAGUAAUUUUGGCGUCGUUUCUGUACCUUACAACCAGCGAUGAAUUUUGUUUCCCUUAUUAAGAAUGUCAAAUCAAAAAUGAAGUCCAUUCUGUUAUUUUCAAAUGAGGUUCUUUCAAAUAGUAUAUGUAUUGCUUAUAUAUUACUAUUGUUUUUGUAAGUUCAAACAAACAUGUUCUAUAAAAUGCUUUACAGCGUACAUACAGUAAAAAACAAUAGUGCAAUUAAUUCAAUUUACUUAUUGGUGGCCAGAAUGCAUUGCGAAGGCUAGGAUUCGAUCGCUCUGUAUAUCACGCCGCUAUCAGUUCUUUCCUUGCCCUACCUUGCCCGGUCAGACAUGUCAGCGCGGUGAGAGCAAAGGAAACACUAUGCAGUGGCGCGGCAGUAAUACGUGUAAUAUCGUACCAGAACAACAGAACCCCCAACAAAUCCCGCGGCAUAUAAGUUUUAAGGGCAAAAAUUAAUCUCAUUUUAGAAAUGUUUUUCUAUUCCAAUACAUAUAUAUAUAUGUAUAUAUAUAUAUAGAAAAUUGUCAACUUUAGAGAAAGGCUAAUAAGAACUUUUGUCCAGAACAACCUGAAACAAGUUUCUUUGUAUCAAUUUUAAUUUGAAAAAAAUAGUGGUAAUAUAAAGAAUUUUUGAAGCCAUUUAGGGCAUGGUAAUAAUCAUAAUGGUUUAUUGGUGUUAUUACAAAAAACGUGCUUACACAAGUCAAUAUUAUAAUUGAAGAAGCGUAGUAGCAAGAAGAAAAUAAAUGAACAAUACAUAUAAAAACAAACACUACAGACCAUACACACAUAUGUGGAGAAAAGGGUGACAAUAAAAAGUAUAAAAGAUAGAAUUAUAACAAACUACGUCUUAUCAAUAAAACUAUAAUAAAUAAUAAUAUCAUAAAACUAUAGAGACUACAUGAGGGAAGUUGUGGUUGAGGAAGUCAUCAGUGGUGAAGAAAGCUGUCGACAAGAGCAAAUUUUUCACAUUACAGAAUUUAUAAAAAAAUAUAUAUUUAUAUUCAUAUAUUUAUAAAAAAUAUUAUAAAACUUUAUGCCAUGGUACUUAAUCCCAUUUCUCGUUUUAGCAAGUCUAUGUUGCUUUGAGAACGUGUUGUCUGUGUUGGGAGUUAUAUGUAUGAAUUUUAUGGUAGCUUGGAUUUGAUUUGACGUACAUGAGGCAACUAUAUAUAUAUGCACCAGGUAAUGUCUAGAUCUUUAGUUAGAUAAACUCAAAUACUCUGUACAAAAUAAAAACAAAAAAAGUCCUUGACAAUAUUUAUCUGAGCAGAUGCGAAGAUACUUCCUGGACUAUAAUAUUUAUAUUAUAUAUAGAACACAUGUUAUGGAACUUAUGAAAGCAAAAGUGGAACAUUCAAAAUUCAGGCUGAUGUAUUGUUGACUGUGCAGGGAGUUACUACAUCACUUAUAUUCCAGAAGAAUUAGCAUUUUUAAGGUUCAAAAACUCUGAAAGGUCAGUACUAAGCGCGAUAUUUUUUGCAAAUUAUUUUGGGCCUGUGACAACAUAAACACAAAAAAGUCGAAAAUUACUCAUUUUCUUUUGCGUGCUUUGAAAAAUAAACAAAGUAUUCUGAGAGGUUAAGUGGCUUGAAGAAUACUGAAAAAACUGUAUAUCUUUUAAUGGGUUACUUUUCUCAAGUUUUUAAUAUUAUUGUUGCACUUAUGUGUAUUGUAUUGAAGUUUGUUAAUUUGGAGCGUGAUACAUGUUGUUUGAAUUUUUUUAAAUGUGUGACAACGAAUGUGCUUAACGCGAUGCCUGUAAAUAUUAUAUUUACUAUGAUUGUAUGAAGAUUGUAAUUUAUUCAUCUUUUGUAGAAAUACAAAUUUA
This is a messenger RNA of Acanthoscelides obtectus, 5077 nucleotides long. The record is from the annotation of a GenBank genome assembly. NCBI's taxonomy places the organism in Eukaryota, Metazoa, Arthropoda, Insecta, Coleoptera, Chrysomelidae.